Esox lucius (northern pike) is the source of this 3386-nucleotide messenger RNA. It is a transcript of the gene nacc1b, whose product is annotated as nucleus accumbens associated 1, BEN and BTB (POZ) domain containing b. The transcript is spliced from 9 exons. Bases 373 to 2091 code for a protein of 572 amino acids. Gene Ontology annotation, biological process: regulation of transcription by RNA polymerase II. The record is from RefSeq and is a predicted model, not a curated record. Gene Ontology annotation, molecular function: DNA-binding transcription factor activity, RNA polymerase II-specific; protein binding; RNA polymerase II cis-regulatory region sequence-specific DNA binding. NCBI's taxonomy places the organism in Eukaryota, Metazoa, Chordata, Actinopteri, Esociformes, Esocidae.
CCUAUGAUGAUGUUGAAUACCAUUCUGACAAUGAGGUGAAAAAAAGAAAACGUUAUCAAGGCAGCUGUAUGUUUUCCGUUGCUUGAAUGCAGUUAAUAGUUAGUAUUCUAUGCGCGUACUACCUAUAGCUAGAACCCUAUAGGGGCUCACCUGAGAAGUCUAGACAUACGAAAAUAGCUCUCUCAGCACCGCGGAUAGCUCUCAGUCAAACCGGGGAAGAAUUGGAGACCCACUUCGGAGGCUUUCCGUCGCUCUCCAAUCUGAAUCACCCGUCAACUGACUGUCUGGACAAGAGGGAGUCGGGAGUCCCACGGGUACAGGAGACUCGGUAUAGACGGGAAAUACCCGACUGUGGUGUUGGGCUGGAGCGUUAUGGCUCAGACGCUACAGAUGGCGAUCCCUAACUUCGGCAACAACGUCCUGGAGUGUCUCAACGAACAGAGGCUCCAGGGGCUCUACUGCGACGUCUCGGUGGUCGUCAAGGGACACACCUUCAAGGCUCACAGAGCGGUGCUGGCGGCCAGCAGCUCCUACUUCCGGGACCUGUUCAACGCCGGGGGGAAGAGCAGCGUGGUGGAACUCCCGCCGGCCGUCCAGCCGCAGAGCUUCCAGCAGAUCCUGGCCUUCUGCUACACGGGCCGCCUCAGCAUGAACGUGGGCGACCAGUUCAUCCUCAUGUACACCGCCGGCUUCCUGCAGAUCCAGCAGAUCAUGGAGAAGGGCACCGAGUUCUUCCUCAAGGUCUCCUCCCCCAGCUGUGACUCCCAGGGUCUUCAGUCAGAGGAGACCCCACCCUCAGAGCCACAGAGCCCUGUCACUCAAACCGCAGGGAGCGGGGCAGGGGUGGUUGCCACGGCAGCAGGCCGACCCACCUCCUGCCUGACGCCCCUCCCCCUGGUGUCCCGGGUGAAGACGGAGCAGAGCGCCGCUACGCCACAACACACUCCACAUCCGCAGCAGCAGGAGGCCACAUCCUACUCUGUGGUUUGCACCCCCGUUGCCAAGCGCCUCUGGGAGGGGGGCAACCGGGGCGAAGGAGGGGGCGGGUCCGGGGGGGGAGGGGGCGGAGGUGGAUCCAGGAAGGCCGCCCGCUACUCUUCCUCCUCUGCCUCGUCAAAUGGCUGCAACUCCCAGGAUGCAACGGGCAGAAACGUCGUUAACCACAGUAACCAGAACAACAACAACAGUAACCAUAACAACAGCAGUGCUGGGACGCCGGACGGGGCAAGCCCGGGGGCGUUGAGCAUAUACACCAGCGACUCGCCCCUCAGUUACCACGACGACGAGGAGGAAGAGGAGGUGACGGAUGAUAGUGCUGAAGAGCAAUACAGACAGAUCUGCAACAUGUACGCAAUGUACAGCAUGCUCAAUGUGGGCGCCCCAGUAACGGGCGAGCGUGUUGAGUCCCUACCGGAGCACCUCACAGCGGAGACCCGGGGAGGACGAGGGGUCAGGGUUCGCCAGGACCUGGCCUCCCUACCUGCCGAACUCAUCAACCAGAUAGGUAACCGGUGCCACCCGCGGCUGUACGAGGAGGGCGACCCGGCCGAGCGCCUAGAGCUGGUGACCGGUACCAGCGUGUUCAUCUCCCGCGCCCAGCUCAUGAACUGUCACGUCUCAGCUGGCACGCGCCACAAAGUCUUACUGAGGAGGCUGCUGGCGUCUUUCUUCGACAGGAGCACCCUGGCAAAUAGUUGCGGGACAGGGAUCCGAUCGUCCACCAAUGACCCCAGCCGCAAGCCCCUGGACAGCAGAGUGCUGCACGCCGUUAAGUUCUACUGUCAGAACUUUGCUCCCAGCUUCAAGGAGAGUGAGAUGAACGCCAUCGCGGCUGACAUGUGCACCAACGCCCGUCGCGUGGUCCGGAAGUCCUGGAUCCCCAAGCUCAAGCUCCUCAUGGCCGAGGGCGACGCCUACUCUGCUUUCCUCCAAUCGGACGCGGUCAAGAUGGAGGCAGAUGCCCUGGGGGCGGAGCACGGUUUUGAUCCCGCCUCCCUGGCGGAAGCGACGGCGGCCAGUAGUGACGCGGGACCGUCUUCUGGGGAGGGGCUUCAGAGUGUUGUGGGCGGUGAUGGCAGCACUCUGUUUUAAAGUGAGUGGGCAGAGUUUGUCUAACCUUUCUGCUUGAUCUGAUUGGUCUAUGAUCAUUUCCUGGUGUCCUUCUUGGUGACACUUUCUUCUUUUGUUUUUUUUGUUUUGUUUUUAACGGCAACUUUUCAAAUCUGAUUUUCCUCCCUUGGUCUUUGGCAUGUUGUUUAUUUUCUCCACCCGCUCCUUCUCUCUCUGUCUCUCUCCCUCUCUCUCUCUCUCUCCUAUCCCGUACCCCUGUACAAAGUGUCUCCCCUACUUCUGGGGGAGAGAGAGAGCGGGACGGCGGGUGGGUGGGGCGAGGGAGUGGGAGAAAGCAAGCAUGCCAGAGGAGGGGUGGUUGUGUAUGAUGAAAACGGGAUCUGAACAUAUGCCCCGUUCCCCUAAUGCAGAGUAUUGUGAUGUUCAUGUUUUGGUAUUUUUUUUCGGGUCUUCAAAGACCUCCCUCCCCUUUCCAUAUCGCUAAAACACAUUCCCUAUGAGGGGGGGGGGGUGUCGGGUUUAGGGAGGGGGGGGCGUGUCCUCUGGCCGGUCUAAUAACACUGUUUAGAUAAUGAAUGUAUGGGUCCAAACCCCUGGACCAUGGUCCAGAUAACUAUGUAUCGGACGGGAGAUUGUAUUCAUCAGUUUAUAUAGACUCUGGAAGUCCCAUGGCUGGCUCUUCUAUGGUGGGGGUGGGUGAGAGAGGGAUUUUAUUUUGGGUGGGAGGGGAGUAGGUGUUUGUAAGGGGAUAAUGGUCGAAAGAAGUGUGUAUUCUGUCCUGGUGACUCUUCUGACCCCUUUUUGUAUUUGUCUCGGUGCUGGACCUUUGGCUCGGCCAGGACUUCUCAUGAAGAGUGCAGAUCAGCUAUGGGCAGAUGUUGAGGAGCUCGCAUGUGUGGAAUAAGACUUCCUGGCUCUGUGAAGCCUUCACAUCUGUCUAGUUAAUACUGUCUGAGAGGAGAAAGGGGCUGUUGGAAAGAAGAGCUCACUCAAACCCAAAUCAUGUCGAAUUUUAGAAGGAAACCGACUGAAAUAGUUUGUCGUCUUGCACUAUGAAACAAGUCUUCUCUCCAAAAGCUAAAAAUUCUCUGUUUUCGGCCGCUGACCCAAGCAUUGUGUGUGUGUGUGUGGUAGGUCCACUUGUAUUUAAUUGAGACUGUUGGGGGGGAGGGGGGCCUGGCAUAUCAUUGUAAUGUGUUGGUUUGCGUGUGUGUUGACAAGGGCCGUUCAUUCUGAGAUGUGUGCUGCGGCAGAAGCACCAGACAGGGAGAGAGCUCACACGCUCGGCCGACUCAUUAAUCCACCACUCUGAUCGG